Molecule: messenger RNA, 756 nt
Organism: Clonostachys byssicola
Lineage: Eukaryota; Fungi; Ascomycota; Sordariomycetes; Hypocreales; Bionectriaceae
Source: the annotation of a GenBank genome assembly
AUGGAGACCAUCAACAACGUAGCUUCGGCUGCUGCAAAGGCUAUCCUGGGUGAGGGCAACACUAGCAAGGAACCCAUUUCCGGCGCAAAGGGAGAUGUUACUCAAGGCGAACCCUAUGACGCCGGCAACCUAGAGACCCCUGGCCAGCAACAGGUGGAAAAGCGUCUGGAGCUCGGCGAGAGUGAUCGUAAGCCCGAUGAGAGCGAUCUUAAGCCAAGUGAAACCGCUGCGGUCACAACUCACCCUUCGAGUGGCGGUUCCCUCGAGCGGCAGGAGGCAGAUGUAAAGACUGCCGAAGGAAAACAGCAAAUCGAAAAGACCUCAAAGGGAAAGGAGACAACUGAGAAGACCCUCGAAUCCGAGAAAGACCUCGACGAGUCUGACCCCCCAUCCCCAAAAGGUCCGGGCCCUAGACCACUACCUGUACUGGCUAAAGAACAUCAUGGUGAUGCUGGUCGUAUUGAUGAAGAUAAGAAAUCCAAGGACAAGGCCGACGAAACAGCCAAGGAAACGCCCGACGAGACGUCAGAUGCUGGAGGUAAAGCUCCUGCUCAGGAAGAAUACGUUAAGAGUACCGGCUUCGCCGCCGAAGGGGGGGAUUUUGAUGCCACCAAGCCUGGUGCUGGCAGGGAGGCUGACCGCUUGCUCGGAAAGGAUGGCGCUACCCACAACGACUCUGACCACCCCGAGAAGCAUUCAUCGAAGAGUAAACCCAGCCUAGGCGAGCGAAUCAAGGCGAAACUUCACAAGCACUGA